GGGGUCCCGGUGCUGUGCUUGCGCCCCUAGCGCGCCAGUCCCGGGGCUGCAGGGAGCGCAGAGCGCGCGACCCGGGCCCCGGCCACCGGAUGCCCUACCGGACACGACCCUCCCCGGAGCUUGGACAACUGCCCACCUCGGACACUGCACCGGACACUGACCCCCACAGGGCUGGACACUACAACGGACACUACUUCCCAGCUCCGGACAUUGCGCUCUCCUCGCCCCCACCCCGGCCCUGGACUCUCUUCCCCCUCCCCCUCCGGGGGCCAGAUACCAAGCCCCCCGCAGGCUCUAUCUAGCGUCCCCUUACAUCCCUGUGCAGGACACUGCUCUCUUCCCUAUUGCUCUCUGCCUCCCUCUUCCCUUCCUCCCGCCCCUGGUUUCUCCCGCCCGAGUCGGAGCCCCGCCAGUUUCUUCGACCCCCUGCUGCUUGGCCCCGGCUGCAAGCGCUCCGGUCCCAAGUCGGUCGCCCGGAUGCCUCUCCCUGGGGGACUGUGGUGGCUUCUCUGCUGCCGUCGAGGCUUCACUCUUCUGCACCGGGACUACGGGGACGGCGAGCUUAGCGGAGACGGGGACGAGGACGAGGACGAGGAGACCUUUGAGCUACGGACCUCGAAUCCAGCGGGCGGAGGGAGGGGCCCACUGGACGUGACGCUGACUCAGCCGGUGAGGACCGGGCCGGUCCCCGACAGGCUGCCGAGCUCAGAUGAGACGCGGAGCCUCAUUCCGGAGAAGGGGCCGCCAGAGGAUGACCCGGAUGUCGUCGUAAAAGGUUGGCUGUACCGCGAACCCCGCGGAGGAGGGGCGCGGCCUUGGCUGCCCCCGCGCAGGGCCUGGUUUGUGCUCACCCGGGACUCCCUGGACCAGUUCAGCAGCAGUGGGAAGGGGGCGCGGCGCCUCGGGAGCCUGGUGCUCACCAGUCUGUGCUCUGUGACCGGCCCGGAGCGCAAGCCCAAGGAGACCGGUCUGUGGUCAGUGACCGUGUCUGGCCGGAAGCAUAGCGUCCGUCUCUGCUCUUCGCGACAGGCUGAGGCGGAGCGCUGGGGAGUGGCGCUUCGCGAAGUGAUUUCUGCCAAGGCCCCGUUGGAAACCCCCACCCAGCUACUGCUCAGAGAUAUUCAGGAAAGUUGUGGGGACCCUGAAGCUGUGGCCCUCAUUUAUCGGCGAAACCCUAUUCUGAGACACACGAGUGGGGCCUUAUACGCCCCCCUCCUGCCCCUGCCCUACGGAGUGAACGCCCCAGGUCCCGGCUAUGCACCCCUGCGGGAAGAGGCGGUUCGGCUGUUCUUGGCGCUACAGGCACUGGAGGGGGCACGGCGCCCCGGGCCCCUGAUGCAGGGUGUGCUCCAGACUUGCAGAGACUUGCCUGCACUCCAGGAUGAACUCUUCCUACAGCUGGCUAAGCAGACCUCGGGCCCCACCGGCCCUCCUGGCCCCCCUUCCACCCAAGACCCCUCGGCCCUGCGGUACUGGCAGCUCCUCACUUGCAUGAGCUGCACUUUUCGACCUGGAGGAGCUGUCCGGGGUCACCUCUUGGGGCACUUGGAGAGGACCGAGCAGGCGCUCCCGGAUUCGGAGCUGGCCAAAUAUGCGCGCUUUAUCCGGAGAGCGCUGGGCCGGACGCGCGGCCGAGAGCUGGUGCCGUCGCUGGCGGAGAUUUCCGCGCUGAGCCGGCUGCAGGAGUUGCUGUGCACGGUUCACUGUCCCGGAGCUGGCGCCUGCCCGGUGGCCAUUGACUCCCACACCACAGCUGGGGAGGUGGCGCAAGAGCUAGUAGGGCGACUGGGCUUGGCCCGGAGCCGCAACGCAUUCGCGUUGUAUGAGCAGCGAGGGACACAGGAGCGAGCCCUGGCUGGGGGGACUCUCGUGGCCGACGUACUCACCAGGUUUGAGAAUUUGGCCGCGGAGGAAGCCGAGCUGGAGGACGCACCAGACUCUGGCUGGAAACUGUGUCUGCGUCUUCACGGACCUCUGCGCCCUGAGGGGCUGUCCCCAGACGGUCACGAACUGCCUUUUCUCUUUGAGCAGGCUCACGCUCUGCUACUGCGCGGCCGGCCGCCCCCUCCCGACGACACUAUGCGCGCCCUGGCGGCGCUGCGCCUGCAGAGCCUGCACCCGGACUUCUCCCCAAGGGCGCCCCUUCAGCGCCUGGACCGCCUGCUGCCGUCCCCAGCCCCGCCGCGGGAAGACCCUGCCCGAACCGCUCCCAGGCCACUCCCCUCCGCCGCCCUGCUGGCCGGGGCACUCUGGAGCCCCGGCCUGGCCAAGAGACGGGCAGAGCGGGCUUGGCGCAGCGGGGCGGGCCGCACAGCAGGAAGCGGGGCCCGUGAUGGAGGCGGCAGCGCCGGCACCGCAGCUGCUGUGCUGGGUGGCUGGAAGCGGCUUCGGGGCAUGGGCCGAGCUGAGGCCAUGGCUACCUACCUGGCUCUGGCUGCGCAGUGUCCGGGGUUCGGCGCUGCUCGGUAUGACGUUCUGGAGCUGAGCACGGAACCUGGUGGAGGCACUCCACAGAAGCUAUGCUUGGGCCUGGGAGCCAAGGCCAUGUCCCUCUCCCGACCUGGUGAGACAGAGCCCAUCCACAGUGUCAGCUAUGGCCAUGUGGCCGCCUGCCAGCUGAUGGGUCCCCAUACUCUGGCACUGAGGGUGGGAGAGAGCCAACUCCUUCUGCAGAGUCCCCAGGUGGAAGAGAUCAUGCAGCUGGUGAAUGCCUACUUGGCUAACCCCUCCCCUGAGAGGCCCUGCAGCAGCCCUUAUCCUCCAUGCCAAGAUCUGCCAGACAUCUCCCUUCCCAGCCAGCAGUCAGGCCUGGAUGAGCCCCAGGGACAGUCUGGCUGUUUGGGGCAGCUGCAGGACUGAGCCUGCCAAGAGGUUGUGACCUCCCUUCUGCCUCCAGCCUGGACCUGGACUGCUGUGAGAUUUGAGGAAACCAUGGAGCCUUUUGGCCCUGCAGGGACAGGGCAUACCCCCACACCCAAGGGCUGCAAUGAGUGUGGACACUUUUCUAGUUUGUUUCUUAAUUUAUUUGUAGAAAAGAAGCAAAAAAAAAUCCUUAUUUACACAAAA
Chrysochloris asiatica (Cape golden mole) is the source of this 3066-nucleotide messenger RNA. RefSeq names its product pleckstrin homology domain containing, family H (with MyTH4 domain) member 3 (gene PLEKHH3). Gene Ontology annotation, cellular component: cytoskeleton. Bases 478 to 2859 code for a protein of 793 amino acids. NCBI's taxonomy places the organism in Eukaryota, Metazoa, Chordata, Mammalia, Afrosoricida, Chrysochloridae. The record is from RefSeq and is a predicted model, not a curated record. The transcript is spliced from 13 exons.